Molecule: messenger RNA, 547 nt
Organism: Geodia barretti
Lineage: Eukaryota; Metazoa; Porifera; Demospongiae; Tetractinellida; Geodiidae
Source: the annotation of a GenBank genome assembly
UCUUCUUCUUCUUUAAAACCCGCUAUCUCCUUACCAGUACCAGUUCAAGCACUGAUUUUUUUCACUGAAGGUCUCCAAUUUCGCCGGAGGUGUGCACGGACAUCAAGCGAUCGUUUCUUUCUUGCCGCUAGUCACUACGGUAGAUCAUGGAGCUCUUCCCUGGUCGACCUGAACAACGCCAUUUGCUGCUUACUCAGCAUCAGUGAUCCGCGCGCAUGCGCCAGGCAGGGGCGUUGUCCAAUGUGCUUGCGAACGUAUUCUACCGGGCGAGUUGGCAGACCUGCAGAGGAACUGUCAGCCUCCAGUACCUUCUGUGGUACCAUGGGGCCAUCACCAGAGCAGAGGCAGAGGCAGUUCUGGCCAGCAAACGAGACUUUAGUUUCCUAGUCAGGAACAGCAAGAGUUGUCGUACAGACUACUCUCUCUCUAUCAGGUCAGGCCACCCCCUUCUCCCCUUACUACUCCUCCACCAUUGUCAUGUGUCUGUGAAUACACGCGUGUCGUUUCUUAUGUGGAACCCUUCUCAUUAAAAUGGGACAGAAGAACG